CGUGUUUUAAGUUUCGUGUUUACGACGAUAAAUAGUGAAAUUCUCAUUACAUUCGUACUUUUUUUAUCUUCUUGAAAUCGUCUCGGCCGCGUUUCCGACUUGCGGUGGCUCUGUGCUGCUGGCAAAAUGGCUGGAGUGCUAUGGCAUCGAUCGCUCCCGUUGACAGUAAUUUUUAGUCUCAUAUUCAGUAGUAUUCGGGCUGAACUUUUCACAGCUGUUGUGGAGUUGGAGAAUCUUGUAUACAGAGAACGAGAAAUGAGAUUCGAAUUGGAGAGAUAUCUUAGUUUAGAGCAAGAGCGAUUGUCCAAACUCAAGAUGUUUCUCACGAAAGUUAAUGCGGCUCAUGAACUGGUCGGUGACGAUGUUUCCCGUUAUUUGGGACAUCCUGUGAACUCUUAUUUAGAAAUCAGGAGAUUUUAUAAAGAAUGGCCUGAGGUUGAAAGAUUAAUUCAGCUGGAUAAUUCGGAGGGUAAGAUUUAUCUUAUGUAAAAGCUAAGUAGAAAUUUACGCCCGUUAUAUUUUUUAGCUCAUUUGGUAAGCUUUUUACUAAUACAGUGAAAUUAGCCUAUUAUUUCUAUACAACUCUGUUGGUUAUUGAUCAUUUCGUACUUAUCGGACUUCCUUUGAAUUCGCUCAUCGAUCAGCUGCUGAAAUAUGUUAAUUAUCCUUAUUUACAAAAACAAUGAACACUCUCAUGUCGAUUCUUCACUAAUCAGUGCAGUGUUAACUAAAAUUCAUUUCUUUAAGCUUAGAUAAUCGUUUAGAUAAUUUCCCCAAAUUAAUACAUUUAAUAAUGCAUAGGCAAUUUGAAACGUUUUGAACGCUGCAGUGUAUUAAAAAAUCACCAAAGUUAUUAUCUUAGUUUCGUUACACCAUCUUGCAUACGUGUCAAUUAUUCCGUUCGCUGAAAUUAAAAUAAGGCUUGACAACAUAAGGGUAACUUACCAACUGAUUCUAGCCCUCUAGGUGAAUCUGGCGAAUGAAUUCUUCACAGAUACCCUAUUUAAGACGCUAAUAUUAGCGGAACUGAGGUUACAUAUAUCUCCCUAACAUGGCACCAGAUGAAUUUUCGACCCGUUGAAAAUUCUUGUGUCUAGCUAGGUGUUCCUUUCACAGGGAACUACCUUUUAGAUGCAUAGCCAUUGAAAGUUUUGUGUGAUCAGAGUGAAAAUAUUGAAUGGUCCCUUGUGAAUUAAGUGUCCAGUCAAAUUUUUCAGCCAGCGAAUAAUUUGUUCGGUGCCAUUAGUUGAAUGACCCUGAAUACCUAUAGACAAAAGGACCUUGAAGACUGUUAACCCCGUUUGCCCCAACUCCCUCCUGGCUUCCUGGGGUCCAGGAGGGACUUCAACUACAGUGAAACAUGUAUUAAGCAGACACCCUUGGGGAAUGCUGUAGUGUCUGCUUAAAAAUACAGGGUGUCCGGCUAAUACAGGUUUCGAUAGAUAACGUCAUUUGAGGUGUCAAAUGCCACUCAAAUGAACAGUGGAAACAUUUAGCUGUACUCGCAGAGACUAUGACGAUAUACAUUUGCAUAAAUUUAUUUAUUUAAGUGGACCAGUUGAUCAAAGUACCAUAAACAUAGAUUGCAACUCAAAUUUGAAGAAGGAUGAGUGAAACAAGCUCUUUACAAACAAAACGAAAUAGAAAACAAUACUGUACUGUGAAACUCAUCAAAUAAGUUCGUCAAGUCACGUUUUUUAAUGUAAAAAUUGAAAAAUUUGUGGAUGGCAAUCUUUCGCAUUUCCGGUGUCUGGCAUGUUUGGUGGUGGAAUUUAAUUACAAGUGUCCAUUUAAUACAGGUUGGUAACAAUAGAAAUGACCAUUUCAGGUACUUUUUAGGUGUCUGUGUCCGCUUAAUAGAGGUGUCCGCCUAAUAAAGGUUUCAUUUAAAGUAAAUAAGGGAAAUACAUUUGGGGACUUCGGCUACUGUCCGCUUAAUAGAGGGUGUCCGCUUAAUACGGUGUCCGCUUAAGACAGGUUUCACUGUAUUGAUAAUUUCAUAUCUCCAUUAGAACUGAUUAUGCAAUCAGUGCACGGUGGCCCCUGGCACCCAACUUUUGCCCCCUGGCGACUAGAAAUUCUUAGAUUUUUCAUAGAAAUCAUUACCCUGCAAGCAGAGUCUCCUUCGUCCGACUUAUCUAGGAAGAUUGAAGGAGACUCUGCUCGCGGGGUAAGGAAUCAUAUGCUGGGUACCCAGGAUUUCACAGGUUCAGAGCACUGGGCCCCCUUCAGGUUUUCUUAGAGCACAGCCUUGUGCAAGUUGAGGAGUUUAAAGCUCCUGUCAAGAGGCAAUGGUUGAUUCGUUCUUUGCACUUCUGUUAAUAUUUAUACAUUAUUUUAUCACUUUGAUCUUUUACUUGUAGCUGUGAGCGAUGCGAUAGCAAAGCAUAAAGAAUCUUUCCCAUCUAAAGAAGACUAUGAUGGAGCAAUCACAGCACUUCUGCGUCUUCAAGAUACAUAUCAACUUCAGCCUUCAGCAUUUGUUCAGGGCAAGUUGCCUGGUUCUGUACCCUCACCAAAAAUGCAUUUGAGUGAAGUUUAUGAUGUGGGUAGACAUGCAUAUCUGAACAGCGACAUGUUUUACACCAAGUCNUUAAAAUAAGGCUUGACAACAUAAGGGUAACUUACCAACUGAUUCUAGCCCUCUAGGUGAAUCUGGCGAAUGAAUUCUUCACAGAUACCCUAUUUAAGACGCUAAUAUUAGCGGAACUGAGGUUACAUAUAUCUCCCUAACAUGGCACCAGAUGAAUUUUCGACCCGUUGAAAAUUCUUGUGUCUAGCUAGGUGUUCCUUUCACAGGGAACUACCUUUUAGAUGCAUAGCCAUUGAAAGUUUUGUGUGAUCAGAGUGAAAAUAUUGAAUGGUCCCUUGUGAAUUAAGUGUCCAGUCAAAUUUUUCAGCCAGCGAAUAAUUUGUUCGGUGCCAUUAGUUGAAUGACCCUGAAUACCUAUAGACAAAAGGACCUUGAAGACUGUUAACCCCGUUUGCCCCAACUCCCUCCUGGCUUCCUGGGGUCCAGGAGGGACUUCAACUACAGUGAAACAUGUAUUAAGCAGACACCCUUGGGGAAUGCUGUAGUGUCUGCUUAAAAAUACAGGGUGUCCGGCUAAUACAGGUUUCGAUAGAUAACGUCAUUUGAGGUGUCAAAUGCCACUCAAAUGAACAGUGGAAACAUUUAGCUGUACUCGCAGAGACUAUGACGAUAUACAUUUGCAUAAAUUUAUUUAUUUAAGUGGACCAGUUGAUCAAAGUACCAUAAACAUAGAUUGCAACUCAAAUUUGAAGAAGGAUGAGUGAAACAAGCUCUUUACAAACAAAACGAAAUAGAAAACAAUACUGUACUGUGAAACUCAUCAAAUAAGUUCGUCAAGUCACGUUUUUUAAUGUAAAAAUUGAAAAAUUUGUGGAUGGCAAUCUUUCGCAUUUCCGGUGUCUGGCAUGUUUGGUGGUGGAAUUUAAUUACAAGUGUCCGUUUAAUACAGGUUGGUAACAAUAGAAAUGACCAUUUCAGGUACUUUUUAGGUGUCUGUGUCCGCUUAAUAGAGGUGUCCGCCUAAUAAAGGUUUCAUUUAAAGUAAAUAAGGGAAAUACAUUUGGGGACUUUGGCUACUGUCCGCUUAAUAGAGGGUGUCCGCUUAAUACGGUGUCCGCUUAAGACAGGUUUCACUGUAUUGAUAAUUUCAUAUCUCCAUUAGAACUGAUUAUGCAAUCAGUGCACGGUGGCCCCUGGCACCCAACUUUUGCCCCCUGGCGACUAGAAAUUCUUAGAUUUUUCAUAGAAAUCAUUACCCUGCAAGCAGAGUCUCCUUCGUCCGACUUAUCUAGGAAGAUUGAAGGAGACUCUGCUCGCGGGGUAAGGAAUCAUAUGCUGGGCACCCAGGAUUUCACAGGUUCAGAGCACUGGGCCCCCUUCAGGUUUUCUUAGAGCACAGCCUUGUGCAAGUUGAGGAGUUUAAAGCUCCUGUCAAGAGGCAAUGGUUGAUUCGUUCUUUGCACUUCUGUUAAUCUUUAUACAUUAUUUUAUCACUUUGAUCUUUUACUUGUAGCUGUGAGCGAUGCGAUAGCAAAGCAUAAAGAAUCUUUCCCAUCUAAAGAAGACUAUGAUGGAGCAAUCACAGCACUUCUGCGUCUUCAAGAUACAUAUCAACUUCAGCCUUCAGCAUUUGUUCAGGGCAAGUUGCCUGGUUCUGUACCCUCACCAAAAAUGCAUUUGAGUGAAGUUUAUGAUGUGGGUAGACAUGCAUAUCUGAACAGCGACAUGUUUUACACCAAGUCCUGGAUGGAUGAGACUUUAAAGUUGUACCAUGCAGGAAAUGAGCUUGAGGAUGUAAACCUGUUUGACAUUUAUGACCAUCUCUCAUUUUCAGAGUACAAGGUGAUAUUUUAUUGUGAAGACAGUGUUUUUUGAUGCUUGUAAUGAAUAUACUAGUUUUGCAAUUCCAAUAAUUAUUACUCAUGUACAGUGUAAAUGUUAUAAUAUUGUGUAGUUCCAGAAACUAUCCAACCCCCCCCACCACUUGCUUUAGACCCUCCACCCCCUUUGAAUUUCCAUUCCAGGGGGUGCUUGUCACACCCCCUCCCCCACCGCCUGUAAUUUCCAUAAAUUUUCAACUUGGUUAGGACCCUCUGGCAAGAAUAUUUGUGUCAAAAAUGUUGUUGCACAAUGUUAUGAAGUCACACACUCAAGAUACAUUUAACUUCGAACUUCGUUGCCCUCCAUGAGGGAGGGGGGUAUAGAUAUUUUCUGGAACUACACAUUGUUGAAAAGUCCCUAGAGCAUUUGCAUUGUAUUUUUGGUAUAACAGUUACACCACAAAUACUUCCUCUUUAGGCAUUGCUCUCCGAGAAAAAAUUAGUUUUAAUGGAGCCCAAAAGCCAUAAACUGUUGAAAUCCAGGGUGCUGAGGAUAUGUAUUUGGAGCAAACAAAAAAGAUUUCCUGGUCACCCCAAAGCAAAAGUAUAUUACGACCAGGAUCUGCCUGUUCAGUAUUCAAUACAGGCCAAAAAUAUCUGACUAGAAAUAAAUUCUGACCAGUGCGGGUAAGUUGAGAAAAUACCAUACCGUAAUAUUCCGAAAAUAAGCCCCUCUGUGUAUAAGCCCCUCCAAAUAUAAGCCCCCUAAACUUGUAAUGCAAAAAACCCUCCGUUAAAUCACCCCUCCAAAUAUAAGCCGCCCGGGGGCCUGUACUUGGAAAUUGCCCUCAAAUACAAAGUAAAACAAAGCAAAAACGGUAAAUUUACUUCCAACUAUAAGGCUAGCCCGAUCGAUUUUGAACACAAAUUUCCCUCCCGUAGAUAAGCCCCUCCGAAUAUAAGCCCCUCCAAAAAUAAGCCCCUCAAAAAGGGCCCUUGAAAAAUAUAAGCCUCAGGGCUUAUUUUUGGAAUUUUGUGGUAGUCCUGGUGCCUGCAAUGACAGGCAUUUUGGCAAUCAUCAAAGACAUUUUAGUAGAAAACAUAUUGUCAGUUGAUGGUAUCAGGAAACUUUUAUAAGUUGUUGCAUCAUUAUGGUUACUGACUGUGUCAUUGGUCACUUGUCAAUGAUGUCAUUGGCUUUUAAGACUCAAAACGUAGGUGAUGAUCUGCUUCAAAAAGUCUUUUAAUGUCACCUUUCUAAUAACGUAUGUGGUAUGUCAAACUUUUCAAGCUACAUGUAGAAUUAAUGCCAGAAUGUUCUGCAUGGUUAGCUUCCAGUGCAUAAUAUAAAUAUAUUAUUUUAUAAUUCUUAACUGUGCUUUCCACUAACAUAUAAAUUAGUGGCUGUCAGCAUUUCAAGUUGAUCUCCCAUUGUUUGGUCAUUUAUUAUUUGGAUGAAAUUUGCCUGUAUUUUUGCAUGAAGCUUUUCAAUAAAUUACUGACUACAUGUACCCUUUUCAGAUAGAGAUUUUUCCCCUUUGUUUACCCUUAAUGUGGCAGAAAACAACUCUUUGAAUAUUACAUCUUGAUUUGCAGUUUUGUCAGAUUGUUAACGAUGCAGUUAUUUAUAUCCAAUGGUUUUCUUUUCAUUUUCAGCGAGGAAACCUAAAAAAGGCCUUAAAUUACUCUCAGAAGAUGGUUGAACUAGGUAUGUGUUUAUGGUUUAGCUACAAACCUAAUGGCUUUGUUCUAUCUUCAUUAAAUACCUGGAGGGGGGGGGGGGGGGGUACUUCCUUUUAAGCGGCUAAUGGGGUUGGGCGGCUGGCUGGGGCCCCUUUUUCACAACUGGCCGGACUAAAACAAAUGUGGGGGGGGGGGGGGGGGAGGGUACUUCCUUAUAAGAGGCUAAUGGGGAUGUGCUGCUGGAUGGGGUCACAUUUUCACAACUGGACUGACUAUAAAUAAUGAGGUCGCAUUUUCAAUGGAGUUACUAGAAUGGGGUCGUACAUUUUUGGAUUUUUGGGGGUAAGACAGUUCUUCAUAUUCAAGGUUAGCAAACGUACCAGAAUGUUUGUACUGCAGUAGAUAAAAAGUAAAGUGUUCUUCAUUCAAUCUAAGAAGAUGGGUCUAUUCGUAAAAAUAUUGAAAAGGGACUAAGACAGUUGGGAUUGCCAAUAUUACAUAUUUGCCCAAAAGUGACUAAGAUGGGGUCUAUAAUUAGCCACAGAAUAGACUGUUAUGGAGUAGGGGUUCUGAGGGACCGGUAGCACAUACCCAGCAAAAAUUAACCCAAGUAUCCCUCCCCGGGAUUAAAUAACUAGUUUCCUGUUUGAAAAAGGUAGUUGCAACCAUAGGUACCCUUACCAAUAUACUUGUAUUAUAUGGAUGUAUAAAUCAAUAUAGGGAUCUUUAUAGAGGCUGAAAGAUUUUUUGGUCAGGAUGUCUUGCAUUGAUCUUGUGUUCUGUUUAGACCCAACACAUGAAAGAGCACAAGGCAAUGUAGAGUACUUUGGGGAAGAAAUAAAGAUGUACAAAGGGACAGGUCGCAGAGGUGAUACAGGAGUUAUCACAGAAACUAAAGUGAAACCAAGGAAUGAACGAACUAAUUUUCAUCGAAGUUCAUCUUUCCAAAAUUAUGAAAGGCUAUGUCGCGGUGAGGUCAGAAAUUUGGUGAGUGUUUGACUUACAGGGAAUCUAAUAAGCUAUAUAGUUUCCCUACUGUUGAGACAGUGUCCUUCAUUUUGUGGGCACAACAAAGAGGCCCUGCCAGGGUAAAUUCCGACAAGCAACAUGGCCCAAAAAGUAGCGACAGCGCGUAAAAUGAAAUCACGACAAGAGACAACCUCCCUUGGCCAAAUUUCGACAGUGACAGCAAAGCUGACAAUAAGCGACAAGCAUUUUUAUACACUGACAUGAGACAUUUUAAAAUUCAGCUGGGCGACAUGCCCCCCCCCCUCCAGCAGGGCCUCAACAAAAUGUUUGGUGAUGUCAGUUUGACAGAGGAUAAUUAAUUCUCUAUCAAAAUGUCAGGACUACCUGUCAGAAAUUUUUAAAAGCACCCCUUAGUGGCCCCAGAAUCUUGCUUUCUGGGUAUGACUUAAAUUUAUUUUCACCCCCUAUGUAAUAUGUACAGCUGUACCAACUCAUUAACAACAAAUCAGUCUAUGAUAGCCUGCCGGCUGGCGGCUUGGUUAUUUUGGCAGAGGAGCUGCAAAGCCAUGUGAAGAAUAAGGAGACCCUUCCUCUGCUUGGCUGUUAUACAUGUAAUUUGUUUAAACUUGCAUGCAUUCAUAAAAGACAAGUUAUACAGCAGGCCCAGGUUGUUCAAAAGAUGGAUAGCACUCAGCGUGCAAAGAAAAGUCGUGUCCGAUAGCCAGGGGCUAGUGGAUUUUGCUAUCUGUCUAGUGAUUUUUGUUCUUAACUUGCCUGAUGAGCAAGUGCUGUUUUUUGGGAAAUUCAAAUUACAGAAGGAUUGUAAUCAAUCCUGCUCAUCGAAAAGGGUUUUGGGGGUAGCUGAAAUGACUUGUGGGCUAGUACAUGCUAGCUACAGCUUGCCUGAAUGGCAGGCUGUAAAACUGACCUUCUUUGCACCCUGGUACUAUCCACUGGAUGAAUCACUAUCCAGUGGGUAGAGAUUUAUCUGAUGGAUAGUGUAAUAUCCACCUUGUGAACAACUGGGGCCACUUGUAAUUUUCUUGUGCCCUCUGUGCCAGCCUCUGGCACUAAUGCUGCUUUGCCACCAAAAUUCUCAGUCGAGCAAAGACAAUUCUGCCUGCUAUGCAGGCUAAAUGGUGGCAGAUUUGUUGAGGGUUAGUACCUGGCCCUCCAGGUUGGGGGCUAUAAGCAUGAGGCUAGUCACCCCUUGGUAUAAAACUACUUUGCUUUCAAAUACAGGAACAGUAAAUAACUUUAUGGAAGAAAGAUGAAUUCCUGUCCUAUUCCUUACUAAGAGAGUAGGUACCAGGGUUUUCAGUAACAUUUGGAAUUACCGGAUGCAGAGGUUUACAUGUAGCUGCUUGACUUGCACCGUUUGUGCCACAGGUGCAAACGUUGAGUGCCAGAGGAGCUUUUUUGAAUUGGACUCUCUAAAAUGCAAUUUCCCUGCAAUUGGUUAACUGGGAAGGUCUUUUUUUCUUUUAAAAAAAAAAUGCUCGCAAAAAAUUGUAUGCUUUACAUAACUAUAUAUAAAAAAAACGAUUUUCACACAGUCUUAAAAAAAAUAAAGAUUUUCUGUGAACUACCAGAUUGUAAAUGUCAAACAACUGGACGUUGUGUGUGGCAUCCGGCCUCAAACGAAACCCCUGGUAGGGACUGAUGAUGAUAGAAAGAUACUAUGACCACUCCCACCAUUUUUUUUGGGAAUUCUCCCUGACACUAUUAUAGAUAGAACGAACGGCACACCAUACAAAAAGAUUUGAGGAACUUGCUGAGCAAAGGCAGUACCUUCUUUCUCAGUUAUUUUAAGGGCAUCUGUAUUGGUCCAGCACUCUUGUUUACUUACAUUAUCCGUUUUUUUUUUUUUAAGAUAAUAUUUUGUUAAAUAAAGAAUCAUAACUUACAGCUGUACAUGUAUGAGUGAGAUGCGAUCAAUCAACUUUUAAUUUUGUAUUUAAUUCAAGGAGCUAACAUGGUCUUGUUAGCCAGCGUGGCAGGAUGUUGAAGGUGGGUGCAUGACAAUACAAAGUGCCCCCUUCGCCUGUUAGCUCACCCAAAUUCCACCUUCCCUUUCCCCUUUGAACGCGUGCCACACAGGGUAACAUGGCCAUUCUCCAUUAGCUUGUUCCAGGCGUUCAGUUAGUGGAGAGCAGCACAAAAUGCAAAGCAGUGGAAGAAAGAAAGAGGGAGGGAGAGAGAGGAGGGAACACCGUUACUUCUUUCCCUACCCCCCACCCCCUUGCUGUUUUUCCUGCUCACUUUUCUUCGUGCUGUCCCCACUAUCUGAGCACCUGGAACAGGCUAUACUCCAUAAAUUUUAAAUGCAAUUCUUAUCUUCAUUGUUUCAUUCCACUCAUGGGUUAAGAUGAACUCAACAAAAUUGGCCUGCUCCCAAUGUAUGGGUCUUCAUAGCUCAAAUUAUUGGUAGAGCACUGAAACGCUAACGCAGAGGCCAUGGGUUUGAAUCCCGUUGAAGUCCCGAAAUUUUUUUUCGGGUUAAUUUGCAAUUACUUAAAUUGCAAUUACCACUGCGAUGAUCAUAUCUUCAUUUGAACUUUGUGCGUAUUAUGUAUUUUUGUUGUCAGACUAAAUGGGAGGAAAGUAAAAUGCUCUGUUGGUACUAUAAUGAUCCUCCCAGGCUGAAGAUCAGACCCGCCAAGAUUGAAAGAGUAUUCGUGAAACCUGAGAUUUUUCUAUUCCGUGACAUUUUAUCAGAUGUGGAGAUGGAAGUAAUAAAGGAGCUGGCAGCACCAAGGGUAAUGUACAGUUGUUGUUAACUUUAUAAAUUCAAUUCAAGAACACAUAGCUCUAUUGAAUGGAAUAUCUUGAUUACUGGUACCUGGUGAUACCCUGAAUUAUAUUUUGGGUUUACCAUUAUUUGUCAUAGCUGUAUAGGCAUUGCUUUUGGAGUCAAGACUCCUGAAAAGUAUACAGCGGAACUUUGAUAUUAUGAAGAACCAACGCCCUGGAAAAAUCGCUCAUUAUUACAACAGUUUGUUUAUUAUAUUGGGAUCCUACGGCAUUCAUCAUUUAAUUGACUUUACUACAACUUGGGCGCAAAUGUCCUUCAUUAUGAUGGAUGGUUGUUUUUAAGGGUCCAUUGUAAUUCCUUGCUCCAGAAGCUUGGUUAAUGAUUAAUAAGUAUGGACUUUUGCGGGGUAAAACAUUUCUACUCUAUCACAAGGUCCUCCUCAGUUACCUAUGACCGAAUCUAAGGACGGUCACGUGAUGGACAAUCACGUGACUGAAAAGUUUUCGUGGCUGACGAAGUUGUUGUGGUGACUUUUUCACAUCAUUAUUGACACAGUCCCUUCGAUUUUUAAUUACAUAGCCAUCGCUCCUUAGCUGUUAAGACUGUGUAUGUACAGAGAACAUUCAGUAAUUCUUUUUUUUUAAUUCCAACUGAAGCGAUUGAGAAAUUUGUGGUACUCGUGUGGAGGAAAUAGAUUCUGUUGCGAACUACAAAUGGAAAUGAUUUCGUUUUUAGUCUUUUUGGAAAAUACUUAAUAGAGUUCUCACAUUUUGGUGGCUAGCAACUCUUAAACGUAGAACCACAAAUGCAACCAAAAGUUAAGUUUCACUAGUUUUACUUAAUUGACUGGUAAAAUUAUUCGGAUUUAUCACUAACAUUGUAACAGUGUGAUGUUACACAGAAGUUUUCUCUGUUGGUCACUCUUUUGGCUUAUCCAGUGUCGUACGCAUUCUUUUUUUAUGUCGUAACGCAACGUCUCUCCGAGCAAUGUGUUACGUGACGACGCAAGGAAGGGUUGCGUAGCCGUGAUUUGGCUAUGAUUUGGACAUCAUGUAGCGCUCCUUCCAAAACCAGCAGCAUUGUGUGAAAAGCCUGUCAGUCUUGGAAGACCGUCUUUUGCCCUAACCUCCCAGUUCGAAAAGAAGUCAAGAUCAAAACCAUGGAAAAUACCUAAACUUCAUGGACACCCCUAAAACAACUGCACAUGACUGCGACUAGCUUUCAUUAAAGAUGGUUACAUUAAGGAUUUUCGCCACAUACUCGAAAAGUAAGAACAACCUUGUGCAGCACUACUUCGCCAAAAGCGUCGCAAAAUAAAGUUUCAGCUACACGAGGAUUUCACCCGCAGAUUCAAUGGUUACAACUCUUUUGUCCCCUAUGAAAUUGCAUCUCUUAUCUUGACAAGCAAUUAUAGCCAGAAUUUCAGCCGUCUCCUCGAGACGCAAACUCACGAGAAAGACCUCCCUCGGGAGCUUGCGUUUCGCCUAAAGGAGACGGCUGAAAUUCAGCCUACAAAAAUCGAGGAUCGUAAAAGUCUUUAAAUCCUUCAUGGUUUCUGAGUACCGCAUUGAUAUGUGAAACGUUAAAUACAUCCUUAAAAAGUUGUUGGCAAUGGUGGUGCCCCUUUAUUAAAAAAAGAAUGAAUGUUGCCAGGGCAGCAGUGGGCGUGAAAAAGGUAUGAGGUUCGCUCCCUCGCCUAAGAAUUCAACGACUGCUCUAUUAGGCUAAUUGGAAACUGAUCUCAUGUCAGACCCUUCACUGGGUCAAUAACGGUUAUAUGUUGGCCUUAUCUCAAUCAGCUUCGCCGAGCUACAGUGAGAAGUCCAGUAACUGGUGAACUUGAACAUGCUAGAUACAGAGUUAGCAAAAGGUAUUAUUCAUCUCUUGUAAUAUUAAAGUUCCUACGAAGUGAUUUUUUUGGCAGUUUUUUGUAUCUUACAAUUGUUGCACACCGAUUUGUCGAAAGUAGUUUGCCGGAGAAAUGUAUAAGGCAACUUUGGCAGUUCACUUCAGUUCAGUUCAGUUUGGAGACAGCUGAAAUUCUAAUUUACCAUAAAAAUCGCUGACAACCUGUUGUCCUCCAUGAGCCUUACUCCGCUUUCCUCCAAUGAAAUCAUCAAAGACCCUUGGGGAUCGUGCUUUUAUGUUCGCUGCCCCAAAGUUGCGGAACAGCCUAACACAGGACUCAAGGACAACCACAAGUCUAUCAUGUUUUAAAAUUAAACUGAAAACGUUUUUAUUUUCCCAAGUUUUUUCAUGACGAGGUUCUUUAUUUUUAAUUGGAUGUACUUUUAUAAUAAUAAUUAUUUUUUAAACUUCUGUAAACGCUAUUGCAUGAGCAUUCAUAAGGAAAUUGCGCUAUAUUGACAAUGAAAGCCCAGCAAAUCUCGUUUUGGCCAAACGCGAGAAAUGCUCACUUUCUGACUCGACCGUUGGCCAGAUAAUAUCAAGGUUUUAAAAAAUGUCCUACGUAUUAGUAAAAUACCUCAUAGGCACUCCAAACCAUUCAUGCGAUUCAAAGGUACAUGCGUCUUGAUUCAUAGAAUUUUAAUUUCAUGAUCGUGAUUAUCGACAUACUCUGGUGCAUUACACCUUGACCUUAUACUUUCUCAGUGUCGCUUCUUGGGGAUUCUUUCAUCAAUUCACAACUUCAGAACUGUCAUUUAGUUGUCGAUUAAACGUUUGUUAUCCGCUGCAAAAUUUAUUACCUUAAAUCCCUGGUUAAUUGUAGUUUAAUCUCAGCCCCAUUGUCUGCUUGUGACAUUCAAAAUGUCUGUACCAAGAUACACAGACGACGCUUGUAACUAAAUUACUGCCAAGCCUGAAUUUUCUUAGGUAAUCUUUAAAGCUGGAAAGUUUAAGAGAUCAUUGUAGGAAUCACAGCUUAAUUACAACAUUGAGAUUAUCCUGCGUAAUGCCGUAGAACUAAUUUGAAGUUAUUAUUUACAACAUGAUAGGUCUAAAUUAAACAAGAUUAAGAGACUUUUUUCAGCGACAGUUAAAGUGAUGUUAGUGCUGUACAGGGUGGUUCUAACUUGAAAACUUAAUUAAGCGGAAAGUCAGGGACCUUUGCUGGUGUCCGCUUAAUGAAGUAUGCGCUGAAUACACCUGAAUUGCAUUAUGGGACGUUCGAUAUAUUAAUCUAACAUGACUCCGAGGCUUUAUGGACAAAGUUGCAAAUUUUUCACGACUUCAUUAUCUUGCAAUUCCCAGAAGAGACUUUAACACAAAGAAAACCAAACCAAAAAUAUUAAUAUAAAAAUCAUCAGAAAGCCUUAGAGUGAUGUUAGAAUUCAUGUAUCGAACGUGUGCUAUUGGCUUUUACGAAGGUGCGCUGGAAACUGGAUCAGAAUUCGUUCCUCAAAACAGUCCCAAUUUGACUGAACACCGAUUCAGUCUUGAGGGAAAUCUCAAAAUAGUAGUUAAGACUGUUUUUGAUACAAACGUGUCGUUUUGUUGCCACAUAAAACCUUUAAAGCGACCCAUAAAUUUUGCGCCUUUUUGUUUUUUAUCUCGUGUGAAAUUAUGUAGUUUGCCCGUGCUACAAUAAUUCUUGACGAUGGAACAUUAGAAGAAGCUGAAUAUAGAGUCAGUAAAAGGUUUGUAAACAGUGCACUAUAAAGUGGAUUGGCAGAUUGUGUUAAACACAAACUAAUCACGCUACCACAACUUCAUGUUUCCAUAGCCUUAAUUUCAUCCGAUUACUUCGAGUCGUUAUUACUUACUGAGGGAGUAAUAACGACCCGAAGUAAUCGGAUGAAAUUCAGGCUAAUGUUUCCACACAGAAUUAUUAUUUUCGUACAGAGCAAGUGAUUUUAUCAAAAGUCCAGUUAAGCAAGCCGUUUGUGUGAAAGCACAUUUUUACGAAAGUAAUACAUCAGCGAGCCUUUUUAUCUAUAUAAUGGUCUGUUAGCCCUUAAGUUCAUCCUGACUUGCUCGUGAUUGGGGACUGCUUAAUCAUAGAUCCUAAAUAUCCUUUCUGCGUCUUGCGCCGUAGAUGGCGUUUUCGCUACCGUGCAAAACUGUUCGCGGUCUCUCCCAAGAGUUUUCAUUAUACUGUUUCUCUUUACUUAGCGGAGAAGCAGAUAGUGGUAAUAAUGCAGUCGAGUAAUGAGGUAGUUUUAGAAAAUGUAGCGUAACGGAAAUUGUGUUAUGAUAUGUGGCUUUUUUAAAGGCAACGAGGUUUCUCCGGAAUCAAAUAUUUCUAUAGACACAUGGCACAUUGUUCAACAGAUAUGUGUUGCUUGACGAUCAUUUGUUUCUAUUUUAUCAAUUUUUAUCCAUGAAUUUCUGGAAUACACAUUUAAAAUAAAAGUCGGUAGAGGAAAAAAGAAAAGAAAGAAAAAGGAUAUACUAAGACCCACCAAAACGUUAAACAUACCAAAAGCCGUAUACAGUAUCUUAGUAUUAAAACGGAUUCGUUAUGCCACAGAAAGUAGAGUUUGAGGGGUUUUAUCUCAAACCAAGGUUAUUCCUCUGCCGGACCAAUCGCAAUGCGCGAACAAAUUCAAACGAGCCAAUCGGAUCUCGCAAUGAAUACAUGUAGCCGACUAUAAGCGCGGGAAAACGCAGGUGAUUUGGUGACAUUGGUUUUAGCUUGACUAGAGACACUUUCUGGAGGUAGUAUUAUUCAACAUUUGAGCCCCAAUAGUGAUCAACAUGUAACUUCUCGUAAUAUCACUUCGAAAAUCGUAAGGAAUGAAAAGACUGUUUUUUUUUACCUUUUUAUCUUCAGUUGUUUUCUGUAUUUCAGAGCAAGAGAUUCAUAUACAAAACACGUGAAAUACUUUUCAUAUACACGUGAAAUUCAUGUUUGUAUCAGUCCAUAAUUUAUUAAAAGCCGAAAAAGUUGUUCAAAAGCCUAUUUUAAUAUGCCUUAGAACUAAAAACCAAUAAUCAAAGUUGUACUUGUCCCAAGCCGCGCGAAUGUCGCGCUCCCCGGCCCGCCUCGCACUUGCUAUCGCUCGCCUGAAAAACGAGAAAAAAUAGGCCUGUUUUCGGGUCUUCAUCGUGACUUAUGCAUAGCAUAAAGUGCUAGAUAGUGUGUUACAGGCUAAGUCGCGUUUGUCUGGGAGAAUUCAAGAUUGUUGGAUGGGGUGGAUGAAAUCAUAAAGAAACGAAAUAUCAGUCGGAACUGGAUUCUUAAAAUGAAUGUUGACUGAAACCCGGAGAGAAUCAUUUGGGUACAUACUCCAAGCCUGGAUAAUCGCUUGCCAGAUGUACUUUUUAGGGAUACUUUACCACCCCGCCCCCAAAAUGAAAAUACAAAAAAACGGCUGAAAUAUAGAUCCUAAGAAUCCAGAUAUAAUGUAGACUUGACUUAGUGAAUCCACUCAGAAUGUUGCUUCAUGACCUGUAGAUUCUUAAUAGCCCAUUUUCGGAUUUGAAUAAACAAAUGCGAAAUCGGUGUUUUUGGAUAAUUCAUCUCAAAUGUCGAUGUGUCUUACUCAUACUCAUGUUAUUCACUGACGUUUCCAAACAGCUCCGCCGUGCAACCAUACAACACCCUGUGACAGGAAAACUUGAAUACGCUGCCUACCGCAUUAGCAAAAGGUUGGUUAUCAGCCCCAAGGUCCAACCCUAUUAUACAUCAUUUUUGUCAGAAAAAGGUACCCCUUUCGUGCACUCCACGGAAAUAUAAUAACCCUUUCGUCUUGACAUUUUAUGUAGUAACAUUAAGAAAGUGAUACAACCAUAUUUUAGUUAAAGGCCCUUUUAAAUACCUAAAUUACCAAUUUCCUUGCCCUUUCAUAUACCUUAACUUAAGAAAUCCCAACCCUUUGCCUUUUGUAUACUCAAAGUGUGAAAAAGGUAUCCCUAGGAAGUACAUGUAUCCCCCUGGGUUUGAGCCUCCCCGUAUAAAACGUUGCUAAGUAGCCCCACUCGGGGUUAUCAAUGCGAAUAUUAUGCUCGUAAAUAUAAGCUGACCCUAUACUAAACUUAUUUGAUUGUUUGAUCAACUGAUUGAUUGUUGAUUGAAAGAACGAAUGAGCGAGCAAUUAACGAAUGGAUAAGAUGUUGUAAAGCCCAGCGUUGCUUUUAUUCUAAAUUCUUAGGGUCGACGAUGACCAAAAGGCUAAUAUCUCUUUUCAUUUUUCACCUUAGUAAUAAUGAUUAUAAUUAUAUCAAGACGUUAAACUUAAAGAUGAAUAAACGUUGUAAUGAAUGAAUAAGGACGAGGAAAUGAAAACCGAUGUUUUAAAAUAUUAAUCGAAAUAGCAAUAACUGAACCUUAACCUAGGGUAAAUUGAAGUUUGUCGAAGCGAAAAGUGUGUGUGUUUUUUUCUUAAUUCUCGCAUAAAAGAACUUCCAACGCUUGCAUGAAACUAACGUUAUAAUAAUGCUUUUGCAGAUAUUUUGCACUACCGCCUACAAAUUAACCUUUUAAUGAAAGGCAUCCAUCACAUCUCUGAAAGUGAAGUGUGUUCAAUCAUUUUCGUUUUAGGGAAAAUUUGUGUUGUUUGUGACACAGUAAAGUGAAUUUUUUUUCAAGAAAACAGCAAACACUUAAAUCUUCCUUUUUUUCUUUUAUCCAAAAAUAAAACUAGAGAUGUUGUUGGAAUACAGAAAAACCGUGCAUGUGCUUAGAUUUCCUCAGUGGAUGCCUCUGUCUAACCUAGCUUCAACAGCUAAUCUACUGCCAAUCAUCAUGAGUAUGCUUCACGCGAAGUAGAGAGAACUAGGAUGCUGAACUAAUGAUACUUAAGGGCUAACCAUAACCUUUAUUGUGAACUAAUAGCAGUUUUCUUCAUACUGUCCUUCUUUGUUCUGUGUGAUUGUCAGAUGACGUGCUAGGUUUCGACAGCCGGGGCCAUGCAUCUUGGGUUGUUGAGAAGUGUCAAGCUACCUUCCGGGGAGGGCUAGAAGGGAGGCAAAAUAAUCCACAGUACACCCCUCAGUAGCUUGAUAACCUCUGGGCCAUUUGAUAAACAAGAAGCCUACGAAGCAAGCGUUUCCAGCGCUCAAACAGCUCUUUCAUUAAUGAGCUAGCCUUUGCAAAGGUGCGUCUGACGAUUUGUUCGCCCUUUGUCUUUUGACCUCCUGAACUGUAUCAGACUCAUUGACGAUUACGAAUUGCGGAAUUCGGUCCUUAUGUUUUAACUGAAUUUUGAGUUCAUUCUGUUCAAUGAUGCUCUCGGUACUUAAUACCGUAAAAUUCCGAAAAUAACCCCGGGGCUUAUAUUUUCCAAAGGCCCUUUUUGAGGGGCUUAUAUUCGGAGGGGCUUAUGUAUGGAGGGAAGUUUGCGUUUCAAAAUCGAUUUGGCUAGCUUUUAGUUGGAAGGGAAUUUACCGUUUUUGCUUUGUUUUACUUUGUAUUUGAGGGCAAUUUUCCAACUACAAGCCCCCGGGGGGCUUAUAUUUGGACGGGCGAUUUCACGGAGGGCUUUUUGUGUUACGAGUUUGUGUGGGGCUUAUAAUCGGAGGGGCUUAUACAUGGAGAUGCUUAUUUUCGGAAUUUUACGGUACAUCCUAAAUUUAGUAAUUUGUCGGCUAUCUUCCGUUGAAAGGAAUAUGUUUUAAUGUUUUUAACUGGAAAUCAAACUUUGACCUUGACAAGUGAAUGACAGUUCUGCGUACAUCUCUGUUUUUUUUGCAUUUGAUAUUUUAUUUUCCAUACUUACGUGGUCAGCAAUUCGUUCUCUUUCUGUUGAAAUCUCUUUCUUUUUUAACUUGUUUUUUCUUUUUUAAUAUAGUUAACAUUCUUCUACCCUUUAAAACCAUGCUUACUUAUUUGCCUCCUACCGCAUUUUCUUAUUUUGUUUAUUAUGCUAAGUUUAUUUUUUUGCCUAUUUGUGUCUUUUACUGUUGCAAGUGGCUGGUUAAAGGACACCGAUCACGAAUUAAUCAGACGAGUAAGUCGGCGUUUUGAAGACGUGACUGGUCUAACUAUGGACACUGCAGAGGAACUACAGGUAUAGAUCAUGAAAUUAUUAGAAAGUGAUGAAUAUAUGAAUCUCAUAUAUUUCUACCGCGGAAGGAAGAAGUGAAUGUAGAGAAGAUCCUCACAGUUAAAGACGCAACUUAUGCGUUUAUGAAAAGAAAGCUCGAAAAAAUAGUAAUCACUCUUUUGUCUUCCCUCCUCACGCGACAGACAAAGCCUUCAAUCCGCGAAUUUUAUCCACGUGAUCUGUGUCCAUGUUUUAUCUUUAGCUUGUCGACGUAAAAAUUGAGCAGAAGCUAAGGAUUAUCCUGCAUUCUUGGGAGGGGCGGGGGUCCUUGUGGAAGUGCCACUCCGUCACGUAAUCCCACUAACUGAAUCUCAGUUUACACGAUCAGCGGAGGCCUAUAACGCCUGUUCACCUCGUGCCUUCGCUUCCUCCGCCCGAAAAAAAGCACUUUUGACGGAAGCAAAUCUCUCCCAUACAAAAUCUUAGUAUCCGCUCCGACUAUAAAGGUCGACCUAUUAUUUUGUGAAGAUGUUGAAAGAACAGGAUGUUCUGUUGAAAGAAUACUUGUGAGAUACUUCUUUUUCCACUUAUAGAUUGUAAAUUAUGGCAUAGCUGGGCACUACGAACCGCAUUUUGACCAUGCAAGAGUAAGUAUUACUUUAAAAGUCUUACUGUGACGGCGGCGCGCGCAAAGAAAAAAAUUGGCUUAAUUAGGGAGCUUAAGCAAAGACGUUUUUGAGCGACGCGCGUCAACCGGAAGUGAGUCCUUCUCCCUUUUUACAUGCCUUGACUCUAACAAAUUUGUAUUAAUAAGUUUCUUUUCUUUUAUAAAGAGGAUUUACCCGAGAGUUUGAACCUAACCACUCCCCAGUGAUGCUAAAAGUCCACUUCCGGUUGACGUCCGUCGCUCAAAAACGCUGUUGCGUUAGCCCCUUAAUAUGGCAGCGCGGCACACCGGAAGUUGCGUUCAGUCCUUUCCGCGCGCUUUCCCGUGGUCAACUGGAGUUCACAUUCUGUUGCUAUAUCAACCUACUGAAACUAAUUACUUCAAAUCCUUCCACUCUGACACCUUAAAGUGACCAAAUAAAAACAUUUACGAAAAAAAAUCGUAUUUCUUUGUGUAGAAUCCUAAGAAAUAAACUUUACCAUGCAAAGUUCUGCCAAAGCGGUUUUUUGUGAAUUGUAACACCUAAGGAAUUUGCCCACGGAUUUCAAAGUAACAGUGACAAAUGUUCUUGCCAUAACUUGGUCUCAGAGUGGGAGGAUUAAGACAGGUGCUCAUAUAACAAGUUUGGUAGUUCCAUUUUUUUUCCUUUUUAAAAUACUUCUUUAGUUUAAAAACAAAUAAUAAAAUAAAAAAAUUAGGGCUGAACGACAAAUUUAAACUGAACCUACAAUUAUUUUGUAUGAGAUAAUUCUAACUAUGGAGUCGUUGGAGAUAAUCCAAAAUUGAAACCAUUCAAGUGAACACUACUUAGCAGUAAUUUCCUGUAGUACUGUUUAUAAUGCUGUAAAAGGGAUCUCUAGCGUAUUUUUUAAACCAAGUAGUCCUUUCCUGUCGUACCGUUUAUUACGGUGCACAAGGUGAUUCUUAACUUUUGAUUCUGGGGACGAAAUCCUAAAUUCUAAGCAUUUACAUAAAAGCUACUGAGUAGUAUUUUAGGGUGGGUGGCAACUGCCUGUGACAGAGUUAAGCAGUCUGUCAUACAAGGUGUUUUUAACCUUUUUAAUAUGCGGUCUUUUUUGCUUUUAUGCAUUUAUGUUUUUUCUCUCUCCAAAGGAACAUGAAGACAAGUUUUCAUCGCUAGGUACAGGCAACAGAAUUGCUACAGUCCUCGCUUAUGUAAGUCAUUAUUUAAAGAUUCAUACUUCUUUGUUAAUAUGUUGCAUUUGAGAAAGAUGUUUUUUUCACUCAGUGACAAAGGCGUCUCGAAGGAAAAAAUGACUCUCUGGUAACUAUGGUAACUAGUCCAGAUGCUCUACCACUGAGCUACAGAGACUCUUGGGUUUGCAUAACUGUGUCGAAUUCUCCCAACCCCUCUCGGCAAGGCUAUGCAAUCACGGAAAAGGUUUUCCAUUACUUUUAUAAAUUAAACUUCCCAAGAAAAAACGCAAAACUCUUGGUUAUGUAACUGAUUAAAAGAGAAAUUCACACCAGUCGUGAAAUCUUGGUCACGAAUUCUUGCACGCGUAAUCAGUUCUUGUUUUCCAAAAGAUAUGCUUUCCAAAUUUUGAAUUUUUCUCGCUUAAAAUGUCAGCUUAAGCGAAAAAAAUUGACACAGCAUGUUUGUAAAGAUUUUUCAAGUUUCACCCGACGAGGGAAUGGGUAUAUAAAGUAAACUUGUCGAGUUUUCAAUUCAAAACCUUUUUCAAAUUCGUGCUUUAGUGAUUAGCGCGCGAAAAGCAAAACAUCUUAACGUCACAACCAUGUUUAGAUGCUUUCCUGCACACACGCCUCUCGGCCAAUUAGAGGGCGCGUUCAAUCUUAGUUAUUUUAGAAAACUGAUGCAGUGCGCUUUGUUAUUCUAGAUGUCUGAUGUUGAGGCAGGCGGUGGAACAGUGUUUACACAAGUUGGUACAACGUUAUUUCCAAGCAAGGUAAGGUGAAAAAAUAGGAAGGUAUAACUUUGGAAAACGUACUAUUCCAGGUGUUUGCAUCAGUCAUGUAACUCUCAAAAGUGAGCUAAAUCCCCGAAACUGUGAAAAAUAUUGAGGUCGCCCAUUCAAGUAGUUCUUUGUUUGUUAGGGUCAUCACUAUGAGAUCUGAUCGUUUGACGGACGCCGAGUCCCAAAAGUCUUCAUACCCAAAGCUGAUACCCUGUCUCUUGAAAUGUUUAAGAGUGGCUAUAGGUCACGACACAGGAUUUUGUUCCUUCGAUGCUCAAGCGACUGCUAAAAAACUAUUAGGUACACGGCAAACCUCGGCUAUCCAGUAAACCGCCAACCAGAACUUUGGUCUCGAAACUCGAGACUUUAUUCUCGAGACUCGAGACACGAUAGUCGAAAGUUUGAGGAUCAAGACGUGAGUGAUUGUCAAGCGGUACUGUGAGUCGGCGUCAAGCUGAGGAAACGCGCUUGAUACGAAACGAAUGGCUUUGGGCCCGCACCUGAUUGGUUGCGAAAGUGGCGUGAGAUUUUUUAGCCAAUCGUAAUCCAGUUAAACUAAAUCAUAUUAAUUGGGAAACCACUCUUGUAGGGAGACGCUGCUUUCUGGUGGAACCUGAAACGCAGUGGGAUAGGAGAUGCCAGCACUAGACAUGCUGGGUGCCCUGUGUUGGUGGGCCAAAAAUGGGGUAAGCGCACACUUCCAAUGAUAUCAAAUUUGGGCAUGCGCAGUUAUCCAAAAUGACUAAUACUCUAGAAAGUACUGAGUUGUUAGUUUAAAUUUUGCGACACAUCAACAGACUCAAAAGUUAGAACCAUCUUAUACAGCAUAAUAAACCGCACAUCAUCAAAGAGAAAUGCUGAGUAGCUUUCAUUUGAAUUGCCACGGCACACUUUAGGAUUUUAUCGACAGGCUCAAAAAUAUGAAACAACCAUUCCUUUUUCUCAUAUGAUUUAAAAUUGAGAACUGAAAAAUGUACCUCUACGUGUCAACUUUACCCUCGUGAUAUCAUAUUUUUCUACUGUUACUUAAAUCACGGGAAGGUGCGUCCCAAACCCGAUGCAAUAACAACGGUCCCUUUUUUAAUGCGAGUAAAUUGUUGCCAGAUUAACUACCAGCCAUAGUUUAUUCCUUGAUAUUUUUUGCUGUAUUAAAUACUUGAUAUUUCCGUAUUUUUAGUGGCAAACAAGUGGAUCCACGAGCGAGGGCAAGAAUUCAGACGGCCGUGUGCCCUGUCUCGCCAUGAGUGAAACCGCUGGUCAGGGAAGCGCUCGGUUUCAAUAAAAGAGUUAAAAUAAAGUAAUAUAACCAAGCGCUUGAGACCUUUUCUGUAUUUCUGUGAACAAAAUCACCAACUUGAGGCUUGGUAUGACAGAAUCAUGAUACAGUGAUUUGUAUGAAACUGUCACCCAGGCCUCGGCCUCGUUUCGGUGAAUGCGCUCACUUGAGCGGACUGCAGGAAGGUCUGUUGUGUAGGAUUUAACCAUUUAGGUGUUAAGGUACGUUAAAAAACGGGCAACACAAACGUGCAACUUGUUUUGCAACAAUGCUGUAAGAGUAGUCGAAUAGCGAUAUAGCGCGUUUUACCACCCAUGAAUCAAACCUGUCUUGCAACAAAUCAGGUUGUUGCAGGUUCGAAAUGUUGUUGCAGAAAGCGCAGGGAAGUUCUCCUUUUUGAAACAAAAUAUGUACAUGUUGCGCGUUUUACUGGCCAAAGGCAAACUUGUUUUGCAGCAACUGAAGUAGCUCCUAUGUAUUGCGUGACUCCCGCGUAUUUUUAUCCAAUCAGAAGUUAGUAUUCUCGCUACUUGCAGCAGCCUGAUUUGUUACAAGCCAGGUUUGAACGUUGGUGGUAAAACGCACAACAUCGCUUUUUAAUUCGUUUUUUCUGCAAUGUUGCAAAACAAGUUGCAAGUUUUUGCUGCCCGGUUUGCCGUACCUUUAGACGUUUUGUUAGUAGGUUUCUAAUACUUCGUCUAUAAGGAGUCUGAAAACUAUGAACUGUCCGCUAAAAAUGUAAGAAAUCGUCAUAUUAUCAGAUUAAUAAUACUGAGAGAGUUGCUAUGUUUUGUGAUCUUUGUAUCUGGCAGUUCUAGAAUUUCCUUUAAUGGAAAUAAAUUUUAUAUCUUGC
Messenger RNA from Porites evermanni, 22385 nucleotides. The record is from the annotation of a GenBank genome assembly. NCBI's taxonomy places the organism in Eukaryota, Metazoa, Cnidaria, Anthozoa, Scleractinia, Poritidae.